Messenger RNA from Gavia stellata (red-throated loon), 2738 nucleotides. RefSeq names its product DEAD-box helicase 17 (gene DDX17). NCBI's taxonomy places the organism in Eukaryota, Metazoa, Chordata, Aves, Gaviiformes, Gaviidae. Bases 249 to 2222 code for a protein of 657 amino acids. The record is from RefSeq and is a predicted model, not a curated record. Gene Ontology annotation, molecular function: ATP binding; RNA binding; RNA helicase activity. Gene Ontology annotation, biological process: alternative mRNA splicing, via spliceosome. Gene Ontology annotation, cellular component: ribonucleoprotein complex; cytoplasm; nucleus. The transcript has 13 exons.
GGUGUCUCCACACUUCACGGGCCCUGGAGCCGACCGAGAGCCCCGCCGUUCCCUCCGCCGACGUCCAGCGGGUCUCUGACCCACUGACCACUUCUUCUCCUUUUGUAUCCCACCAAAGAAGCGAGGUGGCGCAAAGCGAUUCCUCCGAGACACAGCCGCCCCUGGCUGGACCGUCUCCCCGUACCCCCAGUCCCUCGCCGUCCCCACGGCCGGCGUUCCGCUGCCUUUCUCCCACCCCGCCGGGUGCGAUGAGGGGCUUCGGGGACCGGGGCCGCGACCGAGACCGCGGCGGGUUUGGAGCAAGUCGUGGAGGUCCUCUUCCUCCAAAGAAAUUUGGUAAUCCAGGGGAACGUUUACGUAAGAAAAAGUGGGAUUUAAAUGAACUGCCUAAGUUUGAGAAGAAUUUUUAUGUGGAACAUCCAGAAGUGGCCAGGCUUACUCCGUACGAAGUUGAAGAGUUGCGAAGAAAGAAAGAGAUAACAAUUCGAGGAAUGGAGGGCUGCCCCAAGCCUGUGUUUGCCUUCCACCAGUGUAGCUUUCCGCAGUAUGUGAUGGAUGCCUUGAUGGACCAAAACUUCACAGAACCCACUCCAAUUCAGUGCCAAGGCUUUCCACUAGCCCUCAGUGGUCGUGAUAUGGUGGGCAUUGCGCAGACUGGCUCUGGGAAGACACUAGCAUACUUGUUGCCUGCAAUUGUUCACAUCAACCACCAGCCAUAUUUGGAGAGAGGGGAUGGCCCAAUUUGUCUGGUUCUAGCACCUACUAGAGAGUUGGCCCAGCAAGUGCAGCAGGUGGCUGAUGAUUAUGGCAAAUGUUCAAGACUGAAGAGUACCUGCAUAUAUGGAGGAGCACCCAAAGGUCCCCAAAUCAGAGAUCUAGAAAGAGGUGUGGAGAUCUGCAUUGCUACACCAGGUCGCUUGAUUGACUUCCUUGAGGCAGGAAAGACCAACCUUCGUCGGUGUACAUACCUGGUGCUGGAUGAAGCAGACAGGAUGCUGGACAUGGGAUUUGAACCCCAAAUUCGUAAAAUUGUUGACCAGAUAAGGCCUGACAGACAGACUCUGAUGUGGAGUGCCACCUGGCCAAAAGAAGUGCGGCAGCUUGCCGAGGACUUCCUGCAGGACUAUGUUCAGAUCAAUGUGGGAAACUUGGAGCUGAGUGCCAACCACAAUAUCCUGCAGAUAGUGGAUGUAUGCAUGGAAAGCGAGAAAGACCAUAAACUGAUACAACUGAUGGAAGAAAUCAUGGCAGAGAAGGAAAACAAGACUAUCAUCUUUGUGGAGACAAAGAGGCGAUGUGAUGAUCUCACUCGAAGGAUGCGCAGAGAUGGUUGGCCAGCUAUGUGUAUCCAUGGAGACAAGAGUCAGCCAGAAAGAGAUUGGGUGCUUAAUGAGUUUCGUUCUGGAAAGGCUCCUAUCCUCAUUGCUACCGACGUUGCAUCUCGUGGGCUAGACGUGGAAGAUGUUAAAUUUGUGAUAAACUACGACUAUCCGAACAGCUCUGAAGAUUAUGUGCACCGUAUUGGCCGUACUGCACGUAGUACCAACAAAGGUACUGCCUACACCUUCUUCACACCAGGAAACCUGAAACAAGCCAGGGAGCUUAUCAAAGUGUUGGAAGAAGCCAAUCAAGCCAUCAAUCCAAAACUGAUGCAGCUUGUGGACCACAGAGGAGGAGGAGGUGGUGGUGGAGGUAAAGGAGGUCGUUCUCGUUACCGAACGAGCAGUUCGGUAAACAACCCUAACCUGAUGUACCAGGAAGAGUGUGACAGGAGGCUUCGGGGAGUGAAAGAGGGACGGAGAGACUCAGGUGGCUUCAGAGACCGUGAGCGUGGUGACAGUUAUGCCAACGGAGCCAACAAGACCUAUGGCAGUGCCUACGGGAGCCCAAAUUCUGCUUUCGGGGCAGCACAGAGCCAGUAUGGUUACACUCAAGGGAGCUAUGGAGCAGCUGCCUAUGGCACGAGUGGCUAUGGCACUGCAGAGUACAGUGCUAGUGGCUAUGGUGCCAGCACCACAGCUGCCACCGCUGGGAGAACCUCACAGAGCACUACCCAACAGCAGUAUGCAGGGAUGGUGGGGCGCUCGGGCCAGCAGCCACAGCCGCUCAUGUCACAACAGUUUCCGCAGCCCCCUGCCACUAACGUGAUGGGCUAUAUGGGACAGACUGCCACCUACCAGUAUCCGCCCCCUCCCCCACCCCCUCCCCCUUCCCGCAAAUGAGACCACUCGCCUCUUGGUGACCAGUGUAGACCUCUUGCAUUUAAAGGAACCUUUUCUUUCUCUCCCAUUGUGAUGUCUCUCUCAUGCAGGUUAGACUUAGAAUUCACCAUUCAAAUCCCUCAAGUCCAUCAAAAACGGCCCCCAGUCCACAUUACUGACCCUAUCCUCUUUUUUUCUUUUUUUUUUUCUUUUUUUUUUUUGUAAGAGAGAUAUAUAGUUGACUGGAAAAUUUAUUAUUUUUUGUCUUGCAUGUUGAGGAAAUUGGAAAUUUUAUUUUCUCUAAAAGAAAUGGGUAUAAGGCAGAUAGGUCCCAGCUCGAUCAUCUUGGUGUCUAAGGUUUGUGUGAAAACUUGCUUUUGAGGGGAGGAAGUUUCGAUUCUGUAACAUGUUAACUUAAUUUCAGGAAGUAUCAAGAGAGGUGGGAAACUUUGGGGAGCCAAAAAGCACUUCAUUUAAAAUGAUAAAUGCAAGGGAGCAAUGCUCACUUCUCCUAAUCUUAAAAUUUUUUUUUUUUUU